AUGAAUCUACGUUCUGUAUUUACUGUAGAACAACAAAGGAUUUUACAGCGUUAUUAUGAAAAUGGAAUGACAAAUCAAAGUAAAAAUUGCUUUCAGCUCAUAUUACAGUGUGCACAGGAGACUAAGCUGGACUUCAGUGUAGUCAGGACUUGGGUUGGCAAUAAGCGAAGAAAGAUGAGUAGUAAGAACUCUGAAUCAGGAACAGCAGGAACUGUUUCUGGCACCCCAUUGGCAGCUCCAGACAUUACAGUCAGAAAUGUGGUUAAUAUUGCCCGACCUUCAAGUCAACAAUCUUCUUGGUCUUCUGCCAAUAAUGAUGUCAUUGUAACUGGUAUAUACAGUCCAGCAAGCUCAUCAAGUAAGCAAGGGACAACAAAGCUUGCAAAUACACAAAUUACAGAAGCACAUAAAAUUCCUAUUCAGAAACCAGCCAGUAAAAAUGACACUGAAUUUCAAUUGCACAUUCCUGUUCCAAGACAAGUAGCACACUGUAAAAAUGCUUCUGUGCUUCUAGGGGAAAAGACAAUUAUAUUGUCAAGACAGACAAGCGUACUAAAUGCUGGAAACUCAGUGUACAAUCACACAAAGAAAAACUAUGGAAGCUCUCCGGUGCAAGCUUCUGAAAUGACAGUACCUCAAAAGCCAUCUGUGUGCCACCAACCUUGCAAAAUUGAACCAGUUGGGGUUCAAAGGUCAUAUAAACCUGAGCAUGCAGGUCUGGCAUCACAUAACUUAUGUGGGCAAAAGCCAACUGUUAGAGACCCUUACUGUAGAACACAAAACUUAGAAAUUCGUGAAGUGUUUUCAUUGGCAGUCAGUGAUUACCCUCAGAGAAUUCUGGGAGGAAAUACCACACAGAAGCCUGGUUCAGCAGAAGGAACUUGUUUGUCCAUUGCAAUGGAGACUGGAGAUGCAGAGGAUGAAUAUGCCAGAGAAGAAGAGCUGGCAUCAAUGGGAGCACAGAUAACAGGCUACUCAAGGUUGUAUGAAAGUGGCAAUUCCCUUCGAGCUGAGAACCAAAGUACAACUUUGUCUGGACCAGGAAGAAACCUGCCAAAUUCACAAAUGGUGAAUAUUAGAGAUUUGUCAGACAAUGUACUGUAUCAAAAUAGAGACUACCAUUUGACGCCACAGACCUCAUUGCACACAACAUCUAGUACUAUGUACAGUAAUACUAAUCCAUCACGGAGUAAUUUUUCUUCACAUUUUGUAUCAUCAAACCAAUUGAGGUUAUCACAAAACCAAAACAAUUACCAGAUUUCAGGAAACCUUACUGUGCCUUGGAUUACAGGGUGUUCUAGGAAAAGAGCACUACAGGACCGCACUCAGUUCAGUGAUCGAGACUUGGCUACCCUUAAGAAGUACUGGGACAAUGGUAUGACCAGCCUGGGCUCUGUAUGUAGAGAGAAGAUUGAAGCUGUUGCAACUGAAUUAAAUGUCGACUGUGAAAUAGUUCGGACUUGGAUUGGGAAUCGAAGAAGAAAAUACCGUUUAAUGGGAAUUGAAGUUCCACCUCCAAGAGGAGGCCCUGCUGAUUUCUCUGAGCAGCCUGAAUCUGGUUCUUCUUUGUCUGCACUCACACCAGGAGAGGAAGCUGGGACUGAAGUAGGGGAGGAUAAUGACAGAAAUGAUGAAGUGUCCAUCUGUUUGUCCGAAGCAAGCUCUCAAGAGGAGCCCAGUGAAGUCAUCGCAAAUGAGACCAGGACACACAAAGAUGAAGAUCACCAGGCAGUAUCCGCAGAUAAUGUGAAAAUAGAAAUUAUCGAUGAUGAAGAAAGUGACAUGAUAAGCAAUUCUGAGGUAGAACAAGUGAAUUCUCUCCUGGAGUAUAAGAAUGAAGAAGUCAGAUUCAUUGAAAAUGAGCUAGAGAUUCAAAAACAAAAGUACUUUAAGCUCCAGACUUUUGUUAGAAAUCUGAUUCUGGCUAUGAAAGCUGAUGAUAAGGAACAACAGCAGGCACUGCUGUCAGAUUUACCUCCUGAAUUGGAAGAGAUGGAUUUCAGUCAUGCCUCACCGGAUCCUGAUGAUACCUCAUUCAGUGUGUCUUCUUUAUCAGAGAAAAAUGCCUCAGACAGUUUGUGAUUAGGGGUGGGGGAUAUGAUGUAGUCUGUUGUUUGCCUCACAGGUGUGCAUUUCAAGAUAACUGUAUUUCCCCAAUAAUCUUCAACUGGAAAACACAUUGUUAAAACAGGCAUAUGCUGUGAAGGAAGAACAAGAUA
Cricetulus griseus (Chinese hamster) is the source of this 2219-nucleotide messenger RNA. The record is from RefSeq and is a predicted model, not a curated record. NCBI's taxonomy places the organism in Eukaryota, Metazoa, Chordata, Mammalia, Rodentia, Cricetidae.